Zea mays is the source of this 1502-nucleotide messenger RNA. Its product is annotated as putative serine/threonine protein phosphatase superfamily protein. Gene Ontology annotation, molecular function: protein serine/threonine phosphatase activity. Gene Ontology annotation, cellular component: cytoplasm; nucleus. The record is from RefSeq and is marked provisional. Lineage: Eukaryota; Viridiplantae; Streptophyta; Magnoliopsida; Poales; Poaceae.
CCAGCCAUCCCUUCUACGCUCUCCCCGUUCCCGUGUCGUCCUCCCGACAAAGAGGGAGCCGCUAGGGUUUAGCGGCUUCCGCGUCUGGGCGAGGGCUUACCCGCGAGGGACGGCGCGACGCGGCGGCACUUGAGCUAGGGUUUAACCCUCCGAUCCCGUUCCUUUCCCGGCGAGGCGAUGGACGAGGCGGCGAUUGACGACUUGAUCCGGCGGCUCCUCGAGGCCCGCGGCGGGCGCACCCCGCGCAACGCGCAGGUGACUGACGCCGAGAUCCGGCGCCUCUGCGCCACCGCCAAGGACGUUUUCCUCUCCCAGCCCAACCUCCUGGAGCUCGAGGCCCCCAUUAAGAUAUGCGGGGAUGUCCAUGGCCAGUAUUCAGACCUCCUUCGAUUAUUUGAGUAUGGUGGCUAUCCACCAGAUGCAAAUUAUCUGUUCCUGGGUGACUAUGUUGAUCGGGGGAAACAGAGCAUAGAAACAAUAUGCCUUCUCUUGGCGUACAAGAUAAAGUACCCAGAAAACUUCUUUCUUCUCAGGGGAAACCAUGAAUGUGCCUCGAUCAACCGGAUAUAUGGGUUUUUUGAUGAGUGUAAGAGGAGAUUCAAUGUGCGUAUCUGGAAGAUAUUCACUGAGUGUUUUAACUGCCUCCCAGUGGCUGCACUUAUUGACGAUAAGAUCUUUUGCAUGCAUGGGGGGUUGUCUCCUGAGCUAAAGAACAUGGAUCAAAUACGUAACAUUUCUCGUCCUGUGGAUGUUCCUGACGUUGGUCUUCUAUGUGAUCUGUUAUGGUCGGACCCUGAUAAAGAGAUUGUUGGGUGGGGUGAGAAUGACAGGGGUGUUUCCUACACCUUUGGAGCUGACAUAGUUGCUGAGUUUCUUCAGAAACAUGAUCUAGAUUUGAUCUGCAGGGCUCACCAGGUCGUAGAGGAUGGCUAUGAGUUUUUCGCAAAUCGCCAGCUUGUAACAAUAUUCUCAGCACCGAACUACUGUGGAGAGUUUGACAAUGCUGGUGCACUGAUGAGCAUCGACGACUCCCUAGUAUGCUCGUUCCAGAUACUCAAGCCUUCUGAAAAGAAAAGAAAAGCAGGAGCUGAGAACAUGCCAAAGCCCGGUACACCUCCCAGGAAGAUAAAAAUAAGUGUUACCCGCAUUUAGCCAGAUUCUCGUUAUCAAACUGGAUUUGAGAAGUUGUGAUUAAAUGCUCCCCAAACUUGUUAUGGUAGGUUUUUUGGUGAGCUUAACACGGUGUUAAACUGUGGAGUGUGGACCACCGUGCUUAUGUCUUGCUGAUCUGAAGUCAUGCAAAUGUAUCCUGGCGUUUUGCCAAACAAAAAAGAUCAUGCUAACAGAAACUUCUGGAUUUUUUUUUUAUUGUGGACCUCUGUUCUUAUUCCCCAACAGAUGCAACAUGUUUAUGAAUGGGUAGCAUUGCUUGCAUUGGAGAUUGUGCUUUCUUUUGUACUACUUAAUAAAUACUUAAUAGCAUGUAUAAGGUCUGUAUUUGG